Molecule: messenger RNA, 2325 nt
Organism: Stegastes partitus (bicolor damselfish)
Lineage: Eukaryota; Metazoa; Chordata; Actinopteri; Pomacentridae
Gene: prepl
Product: prolyl endopeptidase like
Exons: 15
Coding region: 134-2311 (725 amino acids)
Biological process (GO): proteolysis
Cellular component (GO): cytoskeleton; Golgi apparatus
Molecular function (GO): serine-type endopeptidase activity
Source: RefSeq, a predicted model, not a curated record
UGCUUGUUAAAUUAAAUAUGUUUACAGUCGUGAAUGUGACUGACACUUGCUGGCAGUGAUUGUUAGCUACUUGAAACCAUGUAAACACAGCUAUCUUGUGUUAAUUCUACUGAAUGACCGUUAGAACUCGGUCAUGGCUCUUCUGUCGUCUCUGCUGUUUUCCUCCGCUCGUCUCCUCGCACCGUCUCGAUUACUGUUUUGGGAACUGGCAGCUGAGACACGGAUAACAUGGCUAUCCUUGUCGGCCCGGCGUUGUUACACGUCGGACAUUUCGGUCUCAUCAGCUGAUACCUCUGGACUUGAGCGGUACAAGGACUUACAGAAGUAUUUCAGCCGUAGACUGAAGGCGACGUACCGCAGGUUCUCCGAUGUGCCUGAUCACUCAGUGGUGUCUGGACAUCACCACAUAUAUUUCGUUGAAGAGGAUGGCAUCUACAGAAUGGACAGGAGACAGAGUGAUCUGGAGCCAGAGCAGGUGUUAAAUCUAGGACAAGUCUCUGGAGGGCAGGAGAAGCCAAGACUUGAGAAUGAAGAGAAGAAGCAAAGGUUUCAGUGGACAGUCCAGAGAAUACGGCUGUCCCCACAGGAGAAGCAUCUUGCUGCCACGCUGAAGCUUAGUCACACAGAAGAGCUGAGGUGUGUAGUUGUGAGGCUUGGAAAGAGAAACUUCAUCCCUGUGGACCCUCAACACAUUGUCCUCACACUGGAGAAAGUCCUCAGCUUUGAGUGGGCCACAGAUGAUGUCCUGUUUUACACAACUCUGGAGGAUCUUCGUUCCAGUACAGUGUUUCGUCUGGAUCUGACCUCCAGUGGCAGCAGGAUAACCGCUGUGUAUCAGGAAGCACAGCCUGAUGUGUUUGUGGAGGUCGCCCUGUCCAGAGACCGACAGAUCCUGACAAUCAACUGCAACAGCAGGAACCGUUCAGAGGUGCUGCUAUGUGAUAUAACAAGAUCCCACUUGAAGCCUUUUGUGGUUCAGCCGCACCAGCUGGACCUCCUAUACCACGUGGAACACUGGAGAAGAUGCCUCAUUAUACUGGCUAAUACAGGGCCUGGACAAGAAUAUCAGGUGGUGAAGGCCCCUAUGUCAGAGCCAUCCAUGGUCUCUUGGGUCUCUCUGUUUGCCCCUGAACCUGGCACUGUAGUUAAAGACAUGGACAUAGUUGGAGACUAUUGUGUGUUGGUUGCAGCAACACCAGUCAGUCAACUUGCCCUGAUCGUGGUUCCAUUGACCCAUCCCAAAGAGGCAUACACUGUACAGCUCCCCUCCUGGGCUUGUGCCAUCGAAACCAAGAAACCAGGCUUGGCAGAGCAACAAAAAGUGCUAGAGUUCCUGAUCUCGUCUCCGGUCCACCCACCGGUGCCGUACUGUCUGUACCCCGAGAAUGGACUCCUUUUAUCAGCCACUGGAGAUGGAUCCUCAGCAGAGAACCUGGACAAUUAUAUCACCACACGCUUGGAGGCCUGCAGCCAAGAUGGUACCUUGGUGCCGGUGACAUUGUUUCAUGCAGCACCUGUGGAGAGUCUGAGACAGGCGCCACUGCUGGUCCAUGUCUACGGAGCUUAUGGCAGAGAUCUUAACAUGGACUUCUCCCCAGAGAAAAAGCUGCUACUGGAGCAAGGCUGGGUUCUGGCCUACUGCCACAUCAGAGGUGGAGGUGAGCGCGGACUUUCUUGGCAAAGACAAGCCCGUGUGGAGGGGAAGCAGAGAGGAGUGGAGGACCUCCAAGCCUGUCUCCAUCACCUUUUCUCUUCAGGAGUCUCUUCUCCUUCACUCGCUGCCCUUACAGCCUGCAGUGCUGGGGCUGUGCCAGUGGGAGCACUGUGCAACAGACACCCACACAUGAUCCGGGCAGUCACACUGCAGGCUCCUUUUCUGGAUGUGUUGGGAACCAUGCAGGAUCCCAGCCUGCCUUUAACUUUGGAGGAUAGAGAUGAAUGGGGCGACCCAGUGGGAAACUCAAAACACAGACAUAUCAUCACCUCCUACUGUCCUCUUCACAACAUUACUCCUCAGCACUACCCAUCAAUGCUGCUGACGGCCUACAGCGGUGAUGCCAGGGUUCCUCUGACAGGAGUCCUCAAAUACACUGAACAGCUGAAGAAAGCCAUUCACACACACUUCAGCAUGAAGCCAAAGUCAGAAUGUGAAACGGCACCAAACAUAGUUCUGAACAUCCAGCCUGGAGCAAAUCACCUCGGACCAGAAGACUUUGAGCAGACGCUGGAGGAGGAAGCCCUCAAGCUGGCGUUUCUGUACACAGAGCUGGGCCUGGACCCUCCUCGGCCUCCACGCAAGAGGAGGAGAUAGCGUCUGGAGAUAGU